CUAUUAAAGUCAUAGAUGCACUCUCCACUUUUACUUACUUCCACACUGUCCAAUAUAACUCUUUCUUGUAACUAAAGCCAAACGCGAUAUUCUCAACGCUUCAUUGAAUUGAUUCGAUAUUAUCCCAAUUUCACAAACCCCAACCCUCGCUUUCUCUGUCAUCCAAUUCACACCGCCAUGGAUCCCAACCCCGGAACCUUCCCUCUCCUCUCCUACAUCAUGUCGCGCCUCCCUUCCCUCACUCCCAGACCCGCCGCCCCGGCACCCUCCGAUUCCGACCAAUUCGACAUCGAACAGCCACCGGAGAUUGUGGGCCAAAUGCCGCACCUGGCGGACCCGGAGCUGGUGGCCUCUAUGGGCCGGGCCGUGGCACAGGUGACGCAGGCCCGCUCGGUCCUCACCCUCAUCGGGGAGCGACCCACGCACGAGGAGGUCGACAAUGCCCGGGCAAAGUUGGCCGACGUCGAGGCCCAGCUCUCCCGAGAACUGGAAGAGAUCGUGCUGCAGGCCCGGCCCGCGGAGAUCGAGAUCCAGGGGUGGCGGGCCCAGCAGGCCGAGAGGGAGAGGGAGUGCAGGGAGCGGGCCGAGACGGAGAGGCGGGUGUGGAGAUCGGUGCUGCAGCUGGACGAGAUGCACGAGGCUUACGAGAAGCUUCUGAAGGACGCGGAGAAGCGGUUGGUGAAGAUGUACGAGUCCAAAGAAGACGGCGGCGGCGGCGAUGCCGACCUGGCUUAUGGCGAGGAAGUCAACGAAGAGGUUGUGGGGAUUCUGCAGGAGGCUUACGGCAAAGGAAUGGAAAGAAUUGAUCUUUCUGGACGCCAGUUGAAGCUCUUGCCUGAGGCUUUUGGUCGCAUUUCUGGCUUGCUCGUUUUUGAUCUUUCAACCAAUCAACUCUCGGCAAUUCCUGAUUCAAUAGCUGGAUUGCAAAACCUUGAGGAGCUUAAUCUGUCUUCAAAUCUUUUGGAAUCAUUGCCAGAUUCAAUUGGGUUGUUACAAAAGUUGAAAUUGCUCAAUGUCUCUGGAAACAAGCUGACUGCGCUUCCUGAUUCCAUCUGUCAGUGCAGGUCAUUGGUGGAGUUGGAUGUAAGCUUUAACAAUCUCUCAUAUUUGCCAACAAACAUUGGAUAUGAAUUACCGAACUUGCAGAAACUCAUGAUUCAUUUGAACAAGAUUCGAUCUUUUCCCUCAUCUAUCUGUGAGUUGAAGUCCUUGCACUAUUUGGAUGCUCACUUUAAUGAGCUACAUGGGCUUCCAAUUGCAAUUGGGAGACUGACUAAUCUUGAAGUUCUCAACCUGAGCAGCAACUUCAGUGACCUCAAAGAACUUCCUGAGACAUUUGGUGAUUUGGCUAACCUCAGGGAAUUGGAUCUCAGCAAUAAUCAGAUUCAUGCUCUUCCAGACACAUUUGGUCGCCUUGAUAAUUUAAUCAAGCUCAACUUGGAGCAAAAUCCUCUUGAAUUGCCACCAAUGGAGAUUGUAAAUCAAGGGCUUGAAGCCAUAAAGACUUUUAUGGCCAAGAGGUGGCUUGAUAUAUUGUUGGAGGAAGAAAGGAAAAGCAACCAAGAAAUGCAAGAACCAGAACAGGGUGGUUGGUUAACACGAAGCACCUUCUGGUUGAAGAAUGUUUCUGGAAAUGUAAUCGGGUAUAUUGGAACUACCGUUGGAUCUCCCAUGUCACCCAAAUCUCCCAGAGAUGCAUAUCUUGAUCAGCAGCUAUGAGGUGAAGGUCCAACACAUUGGGACUGUCAUACUUGUAAUUUAGAGGAAUAAUGUAGAUACUAUGUGCUGCUAAGCAACAAUUCUCUGCCACUCUCUCUUUUGGUUCUCUGCCCCACCCGAAAUAGCGUGGGUUGCUUUGCUUACAGAUAUUUUUGUUUUGCUUAGGUUAUAUCUGGAUGAGAAAUGCCAGUAAAAUACACUUUCUUCCCCCACACAUUUUUGUAUUCGGUGAAACUCACGUAGAUUUUACUAAAUAUCUGAGUAUUAUAUGAAUUUCAAUUAAUAGAAGAGAGUAUUAUGUACACAAAAA
Glycine soja is the source of this 2029-nucleotide messenger RNA. RefSeq names its product plant intracellular Ras-group-related LRR protein 9-like. The coding region runs from base 178 to 1719 and encodes 513 amino acids. NCBI's taxonomy places the organism in Eukaryota, Viridiplantae, Streptophyta, Magnoliopsida, Fabales, Fabaceae. Gene Ontology annotation, molecular function: protein binding. The record is from RefSeq and is a predicted model, not a curated record. The transcript has 3 exons.